This is a messenger RNA of Morus notabilis, 1195 nucleotides long. RefSeq names its product expansin-A1. The transcript is spliced from 3 exons. NCBI's taxonomy places the organism in Eukaryota, Viridiplantae, Streptophyta, Magnoliopsida, Rosales, Moraceae. Gene Ontology annotation, biological process: plant-type cell wall organization. Gene Ontology annotation, cellular component: extracellular region. The coding region runs from base 227 to 997 and encodes 256 amino acids. The record is from RefSeq and is a predicted model, not a curated record.
AAAAAAAAAAAAAAAAAAAAGAACUAGUGUUUUCCCAAUUUUGCCCACCCCCACCCCCUAUUUAUCCCUCACCUCACCCUUCUCCAUUUCCACACAAAAAAUUUUCCACCGUUUUUCACUCUCUCUCAAGAAAGGUUUCUUUUAUUUCCUCUACAAUAUUUCAGUCUAAAUUAAAGUACCCACUUAAGGAUUUUUUAGAUUUCUUGAGCAAAUAUACAUUUAUUCUAUGUACGACGCAAAAAUGGCGGCAAAUCUUGUGGUAUUCAUCAUGGCCAUAGGAUUUCCCUCCAUGGGCUUGUUUGCUCAUGGAUAUGGUGAGGGUUGGUCGGACGCUCAUGCCACUUUCUAUGGAGGAGGAGAUGCCUCUGGCACAAUGGGCGGGGCAUGCGGGUACGGAAACUUGUACAGCCAAGGGUACGGGACGAACACGGCGGCGCUGAGCACGGCGCUGUUCAACAACGGGAUGAGCUGCGGAGCGUGCUUUGAGAUAAAGUGCGUGAGUGAUCCAAAGUGGUGCCUGCCGGGGUCCGUUGUGGUGACGGCAACCAACUUUUGCCCCCCAAACAACGCCCUCCCCAACAACGCCGGCGGGUGGUGCAAUCCUCCCCAGCAGCAUUUUGAUCUCUCUCAGCCAGUCUUCCAGCAGAUUGCUCAGUACCGAGCUGGGAUUGUCCCUAUCUCUUACAGAAGGGUCCCAUGCCGAAAAAGAGGUGGCAUAAGAUUCACAAUCAACGGCCAUUCAUACUUCAAUCUGGUGCUGAUCACCAACGUUGGAGGAGCUGGUGAUGUGCAUACCGUUUCAAUCAAAGGGUCCAGAACUGGCUGGCAACCAAUGUCAAGAAACUGGGGGCAAAAUUGGCAAAGCAACUCUUACCUAAAUGGACAAAGCCUCUCAUUUAAGGUCACCACUAGUGAUGGAAGAACUAUUGUCUCUAACAAUGUUGUCCCUGCUGGGUGGUCCUUUGGCCAAACCUUUACUGGCCAACAAUUCCCUUGAACAAAGUAAUUAAUUAAUAAAUAAACCCCACAAAAAAUUCAACCAAAAAAACAUAAAAAAAAAGAAAGAAAAUUACCCAGUUAAUAAUUGAAUUGGGAUUUAGUUUUGGAGAGUAUUGGGUGUUGUGUAAGAGUCACUUUGGUAGUUUUAGUUUUUAUUAGGGUCAAAAUUAUAAUGAGAAGGGCUUAUUUUAAUAUU